This is a messenger RNA of Oryzias latipes (Japanese medaka), 5232 nucleotides long. RefSeq names its product src-related kinase lacking C-terminal regulatory tyrosine and N-terminal myristylation sites (gene srms). Gene Ontology annotation, molecular function: ATP binding; protein binding; protein tyrosine kinase activity. Gene Ontology annotation, biological process: protein phosphorylation. Lineage: Eukaryota; Metazoa; Chordata; Actinopteri; Beloniformes; Adrianichthyidae. The record is from RefSeq and is a predicted model, not a curated record.
UAGAACCUGCUCGAGCUAACGCGGGUUUCUUAAUACAAUGCGUAACUUUCCAUUCUUUCAGUUUAGGGUUGGGGGGAGUUCAGCGGCUUGAUGAUGUCAUGAAAAAGCCUGAGGGCUGAACUGGAGCAAACAAACUCAAACGUCCUGAACUUUCACCGGGACCCCAGCAAAACACAUUACCGACCGGAAACCCGCGUGUGUGAUCAGCCCACCGUGGAAGCUAUGGCAUUCAAUGAAAAAAUAAUGAUCCCAUGCAUUAAAAUAAUAAUAAUUAAAGAGAGAAAGAGGCGGGGCCUCAGCAUCCAUGUACUGUUGGUGGAUCAUCCGAAUCCCUGACGCUUCAGCAGAAGUGGAGGUGAACCUGCUUAUUCUGGGAUGCCUGCAUACUUCUGCAGCAUCGGAAUCCAUCCUCUCCGCGGAGGUGAGGUGCAACGCCGCUGUGCGUUAACCCUUCCCCGGCCGCACCCCUCCGUCCUGCGGGCUGUGCGCGCGCGCCAGGAGCCAGAGGAGCGGAGCGGAGCGCCGUCCUGCUCCCGCCUGUCCGCCGCAUCGGUAACACACAUCAACGUUUCCUCCAGAGGAACCGCACUUUGAAUCUCCUGCAGGAGCCGCUCCGGCUCGGAUGGCCUCGUUUCCGCAUUCCUGGCGCCGCCGUGCGCACUGCGGGCAAGGAGCAGAGAACCAUGGUCUCCGAGAAAAACCGGUUCCUCAGGCUUUUCCACCCGAGGACUGCUGGCGUUUCUUUUUCUCCCCGGCAGCGGAGAGGAGCCACGGCGGAGCGAGAUCCCGGUGACCGUAGCCGCGGCAGCUCGUUCGUUGUCUCGCGUUUAGCCGCAGAGUGAGAGUCGCUGCUGAGCCCGGAGACGCGCACCGCCGCGUCCUUCAUGUCCCGGGAUGGAGAGCUGCUGCCGCUCCUGCAUGCCCUGCUUCGACGGGCUCUGGAACUGGAUAUGGCCCGAUUUGCGCUACCCGACCGCCCCGGCCCAAGGCCAUGUCAUCGCGAACCCCAUGGCCCACGCGGACGAGAUCCGAACCGUGUCCGGAGACAUCCGUGCCCCGUCCCCCAAGAAGCGGCCGGUGCAGCUGUAUGCGGCGCUCUUCGACUUCCAGGCCCGGAGCGACGAUGAGCUGACGGUGAAGGAGGGCGACAAGCUGUCCGUCAUCGAGAAGAGGGGGGAGUACGUGCUGGCCAAAAAACUGACCGGAUCCCUGGGGUCCGGUCUGAUCCCCGCGAACUACGUGGCUCUGCUGCAGGACGAGUUUGCCAAGUACAAGUGGUACUAUGGCAACAUCAACCGCACAAAAGCUGAGAAGCUGCUGCUGGCUUCCCAAAACAAAGACGGAGCAUUUCUGGUUCGCAUCAGCGAGAGUCACAGUGACGAGUACACCAUCUCUGCCAGAAAUCAAGGAAAAGUCGAUCACUUCAGGAUCCAGCGCUCACUCAUCGGAGCAUACUUUGUCUCGGAUAAGAUCUCCUUUGCCACGCUGGAGGAGCUGAUCUCCUACUACCAGAAAAACCCUCGCCUCCUGGGAGUUCAACUGGUGCAACCAUGUGCCCAGCAGCGCGAGCUGUUUGACAUGGAGCCAUGGGAGAGACCUCGAGAGGAGUUCAAACUUUACAAGAAGCUAGGAGAAGGAAACUUUGGAGAAGUGUGGGAGGCUCUGUGGGUCAAGGAGAACAAGAAGGUGGCCAUCAAGACUCUAAAGCAAGAGGACACAAAGCAGGAUGAGUUUGUGAAGGAAGUUCAUGCCCUGAAGAACCUGCAUCACCCCCGCCUUAUCCAGCUGCUGGCCAUGUGCUCCAGAGGGGAACCCGUCUACAUUGUGACAGAGCUCAUGAGCAAAGGAAGCCUCAAAUCCUACCUGGCCUCUGCUGAGGGCCACAUGUUGUCAUCCGCUCACCUCAUCUACAUGAGCGGUCAGAUUUCAGAGGGCAUGGCCUACCUGGAAGACAGAAACAUUGUGCACAGAGACCUAGCUGCCAGGAACAUUCUGGUGGGAGACGAUCUGGUCUGUAAAGUGGCUGACUUCGGGCUGGCCCGGAUCAUCAGGGACAGCGUGUAUACAGCCAGUCGAAACACAAAGAUCCCGGUCCGGUGGACGGCUCCAGAAGCAGCGCUUCACCAACGCUUCUCUGUCAAGUCAGACGUGUGGUCGUUUGGAGUGCUGCUCUAUGAGAUGAUGUCUCGUGGUAAAAUGCCUUAUGAAGGAAAAAGCAACAAGGAGGUGAUGACGAUUUUAACCUCUGGUUAUCGUCUAGCAUGUCCCACCCGCUGCCCUGAGAAUAUUUACAAGAUCAUGAUGGACUGCUGGGCUGCAGAACCCUCAAAACGCCCGUCGUUCCACGCCUUGCACAGCCAGCUUGAUGCAAUAUACGCCAAGAUAUAUUUCAAGACUGUAGAAGUGUAGAAAGACAAGACCCUGGAGGACAUGGACCGUAAUGUUCUUGUGCUUCCUCAAAGAACAAGAUCACAGAUAUAAGACUUCAUCCUCCAUGCAAACCCUGCGGUAUAGAGGGCAUAGGAGAAGACCAGAUGAGAAUAGGAAUACAGAGGACUUCUCUAAGAAAAAAGAAGAAAGAUGGUCAAACAACUGACUGACCUUCAUGGGAGCAAAAGUGCAACAGCACUGAAAAACUUUCCACGACAAGCCUCAGCACAUUUACAGAAGUGUAUUUUAUUUACAACCUUCUGUGUUUUCUUAUGAACACUUAUGACAUGACCUCACAGGUCAGGAGGGUUUGAAUUUAAACUUGGGCUGAAGCCGCAAAACCAAUUGUAUAAAAACCAAUUAUAAUUGUGCAAUAAUGAACGUCUUCCAACACUUUGCCUCAUUAGAGGGCAGGAUUGGAUUAUUUGAGUAGCAUUAAGUCCAGAGUGACACAUCUGAAUGACUGGGUCAUUGGCAGGGUAUUAGCUACAUAUCUCCACGUUCCGGAAAUGAACAACUUUAUCCAUCCAGGGGUUUGCUCAUCUGCGAUGUGAAAUUAGCUCCAGCUGUGCAUUUAAGGGACCGUCCAGUAUAAACAGGAGCUACAGUGAUCAUCAGCUGCUGAAGAAUAUAAGCUAAGCUUCUUUUUUGCUCCAGGAGGAAGUAAAAUAUGAUUUGCUAUAGAGGUGAUCUCAGUAUGAGGGUGAUGUUUCACACACCAGCAGCAUGCGGCAAAGCACUCAUGAACCUUUUUUAGAGUAGCGUGAGACACAGGUGGUUAUGAGAUUAUGCUAAAAUAUUAACCCCUUGAGGCCAAUUGAGACAAAUUCGCAUCAAUCAAUUUUGGCUUCAAAAUGACCCUAAUUUAGCAUAUACUUGAAAGCAAAAGCAUACAUGACCUUGUUUUCGUGGCUGGAAUUAAACUCAGGCAUCAAGGGGUUAAACUAAAUUAAUGUGCCAUGAAAAACAUGCCAAACCAGCAUUUGAUUUUAAACACUCGCGCCGCCGUGUUUCACACUGAACAGUUUUGUAGCUUCAUGCAGAGGUCUUUCAGAUCCAUUUGAAACUUUCUUUAAAAAGUGUUAAGUGAUCUAACAGAAUAAAAUCAUGGACUGAUUGGAGAAUUUUGGAGAGGCUGGAAUGAAGCACAGUGAUUUGACUAUGAUCGUCAAUCAGCUGUUGCUGCAGCCCCUCCCACCAGGACAGCUGAAUCAGCUCUUACGUCAGUUUCAGCUGCAGGAUGAGAGAGAACAAUUAAAUUAUUUAACAAUUAAACAAUUUACUCUGUCACUGAUUAUGUGCAAUGCAAAAAUGUAACUGAAACCAUCAAACUUACCAAUUUCAAAAAUUCUGCUCUGCAUUUACGCUGCUCUUGGUCUGUACUGUAAGUGUCUAAUGAUAUUAUAGGAGGUGACGUAUCUAGUGUGUCUGGGCCAAAUGGAGGAGUUAAAAGCUGAUUUCCUCUCGGUUUAUAAAUGCUAUGAAACAAAACCUAAAAGACACCUUUCUUAUUUUUAGCCUGGCUCAAAACCCUGAAAGCUUGUUAGCUCACUUAUCCAAAGUUAAUCAAAGGUGUGUCAGGGGUAUCAUCAUGGAUCCAGAUACUUUCCAACAAAGUAGCGUAGUAGUGGGUAAAAUCCAGUCAUAUAGACUCAUGUUUUAAAAAACAUAAGUCUUGUUGACUUUUAACUCACAAUUCAGAAACAAUUCUAUUCAAAAACCUUGAUCCCAGUGUUCCUGCUUUUUUGCUCUGAAUCUUAAGAUGAAUUCAUCAUUUAGACAGUUCUGUCAAAAACCGUUGAUCUUAGUUAUCUGUUGUUGCAAUAAGCUAAGCUGAUUGCGCUCUGGGUGGAACUGCAAUGCGCCAGGUCAUAUCGGACCUCUGUCUAUCGAUGUAACAGUUGUUGGUAAAGCAGGAUGUGAAGUUCACCUCAAUGCUUAACUCUUGCAUCACAGUUAAAAAGCAUGAAUAUGUGGGAAAACGUUAACAUGUUAGGUAAAGGAGCAUGAACUGUAGCCAUUUGUAAGAGAAAGUACCAUUUAGAUUAGAAGAAAUAAAUGCUGCAUGGUUAUAGUAGAAUGCCAGCAGUUAUUCUGAAGCACAUCUGUGGCCAAAAGCCAAACCAGGGCAGGAAUGGCUAAAAUGUCUGCAAAAUGUUACACACUCUCAGGACACACCUUUUUGAUUUUAGACCCAAAAAAGUCAAGUUUGUUUCUUUUCUCUGUGUUUUAAUUGUCUGCUACGUGCACCUCUGCUCUGACUUCCUCAGCCUUUGUUACAGGGACCUAUAACAGUUUGGUGAUGUCUAAUAUAUUGUUGCAUUUUGGAAACAGUGUCUGUAAUGUAAAUUUUCCUUAAUUGUUGCAUUUGUUAACUUGAAGCUUGAAAAGCCCGUGGGCUUAAUUGCCAUGUGUACAGGCCUUAAGCUGUUUAAAUGGGCCAAAAUAAUUUGAAGUUACAACUUGAGUGCCUAUGUUUACAAUCAUAAGUGUGCACACAUUAAACUUUAAGAUACAUACGGUAAAAGGACAGACAUUCACAUGGCUUUUGGGUUAAAUGACCAAAAUACAGCAUUAGCCAUGUUUAGAGGAACUGUCUUAGUGGAAAACAGGAUUGGUUUGUAGUAAUGCACUUGAAAUGCAAAUUGUGUCAUGUUUGUCUUAAAGCAUGAAAGACAAAGACAAAUUCAGGAAUCUUGAGCCAUAAUCACCUUAUCAUGUUUGAGUGUGUGUUCUUUCCUGUUUACGAUCAGGUACCAAACACAAGUGAUGCAACAAAUAAAGUAUUUUAACUAUUUUAAA